Molecule: messenger RNA, 1395 nt
Organism: Brassica oleracea var. oleracea
Lineage: Eukaryota; Viridiplantae; Streptophyta; Magnoliopsida; Brassicales; Brassicaceae
Exons: 2
Coding region: 1-1395 (464 amino acids)
Source: RefSeq, a predicted model, not a curated record
AUGGCACAGCAAGACGCCGUCCAGAAGGCGACGAACGAACAACUCGCCGCCAUUGCCGCCAUCUUGGCUCCUUUCGCCGGAAACUCAGGAGAUCCGGCCUCGACGGUCCGAAAACAGCUGUUCGACACUUGCCGAACAGCCGGCGUAGAAAACACGACGAACACAAACGCCGCCCAGGUUCAAACACCCGGUGGUGUAGACCUCGUCACCGUCCGGGAACUCGCUGAGCUUAACCAGUCGUUCCUGGACAUGAAAGACCGAAUGUCCAAAGGGCCUACGGCAGCGCCGCUGAUCGAACGCGUCCUGGCCGAAACCCUAAAAACCCAUUUUUCCCGGCGAGUCACCGACGUUCGGUACCGACCAGCCGAGAAAAUCUGCCUUCCGACAUACGCCGGAAAGGCAGACCCAACCGACCACUUCACUGCUUUCAACAUCGCGAUGGGUCGAACUAAAUUCUCCGAAGAGGAAAGAGGCGCUGGCUAUUGUCGCCUCUUCGUCGAAAGUCUUCAAGGACCAGCCCUCGGGUGGUUCACUGGAUUGGAGCGAGACUCCAUCCACGACUUCCACGACCUGACGACUGCAUUCCUCAAGCAGUACAUUAUGUUUACGAGACAAGGAGCGACCUUAUCUGACCUUUGGAAUCUAUCUCAAGGAUCAAACCAAAGCCUCCGUGACUUCAUGGAAAAGUUCAAAACGGUCGCCUCGAAGGUGCAAAUUCUAGACAGCGUCGCCGUCGACGCGCUGAUGAAUACCAUCUACUUCAAGUCCCUGUUUCGCGAGGAUCUCUACAUAAACCCCACCACUACGCUCCAGGAAGCUAUCGCGAGGUCGAACAACUUCAUCCGAAUGGAAGAAGACACAGCAGUGAUACUUAAGAAACUGAACACGGCCGCUAAACUGGCAACUGCUCCAAAAGCUCCUGAGGCACGCCAAGAACCUCGACAGCACGCCUCAGGUAACAAGCCUGACCAGCCAAAGAGCUUCGUCUAUGUGGUCGAAGACAAAAAUCCGUCCCCGGGAUCGACUGUCGUCGUACGCGAGAAAGGUUGGAAUGGUUGGGAGAACGACGAGAGGCCGCAAUCCUCUUCGGCACCUUCGACUUCGAGUCCUGGCUCGGCCGAGCCAAACCUAUGGUGCAGCUUCCAUAAGUCCAAGGCGCACGACACGAGGAACUGCAGGAAUCUGGCAAUCAAAGAGUUUGAUUUCAUUAAAAAUGAAGAAGAACCUUGCGUUUACAAGAAGACUAGUGAGAGCGAAGUUGUUUUCUUAGUGUUGUAUGUAGAUGACAUACUUCUCAUUCGAAAUGACGUUCUUAUGCUUAAUUCUGUUAAGACUUGGCUUGGAGGUUGUUUCUCAAUGAAAGACAUGGGAGAAGCUGCUACAUUCUUGGAAUAA